Pocillopora verrucosa is the source of this 964-nucleotide messenger RNA. The record is from RefSeq and is a predicted model, not a curated record. Lineage: Eukaryota; Metazoa; Cnidaria; Anthozoa; Scleractinia; Pocilloporidae.
AUGGGUGGUUGGUCCUCUCUUCUUAAAAGUUAUGAAAUGAACAGAAACCCUCGAGGGAAGUGUAUCAUCAUAAAUAACUCAGAAUUCCAGGAUGAAGCCUACAAUCGCCCUGGUGCUGAGUUUGAUGAACAAGCCCUGGAAGCCCUCUUUGAGUACCUCUCAUUUGAUGUGGAAAUCUACCAAAAUCUUGACUCACGUGAUAUGAGAGAUCUUGUAAGGACCAUAGCAAGUGAGAAUCACAGUGAAUCUGAUGCUGUCUUUGUCAUUGUAAUGUCCCACGGAGGAGACCAUGAUACUGUCUUAGGUGUGGAUCAAAGAAAUAUAACUGUUGAAGAAAUGAUGUCCGAAUUUAAAGCUGCAAGGUGCAAAACACUUGAAGGAAAACCCAAGGUGUUUAUUUUUCAAGUCUGUAGGGGUUCUUCCUCAGAAUUUCUGGAGCAUGAGAGACGUCAUACUGACAACACUGUGAGUAGGCUUCGUGGUGACUCCACCCUCUCAAGAGGGACAAGCCCACAAGAAGCUGAUUUUUUAUUGGCCUUUGCAACUACCCCUGGGUAUUAUUCCUACCGAGAUGAAGAUCACGGUACACCAUUCAUUCAGACUCUUGUGGAAGUUCUUAGAAAACAUCACCAGGAGAGCCAUCUGACAGAGAUGUUGCCAGAGGUAACCAGAUGUGUGGUUGAAAAAGCCGAAAGAGAUGGUUUGCAGAGUUACAUUCAAGUUCCGUGUUACAGCAACUCGCUGAGGGCCAAGCUUUAUCUCUGAGAGGAUAAUUUCACAAAUUGCAAAGCAGAGAGCUAAUUGAUCUACUCAUCAGCAUACCACUCAGUAAAUUCUUCUUUGUUGGGCAAAGACUGAUCAUUUUUGCAAAGGUAUAAUGUGUUUAUGAGGUAUCGUUGUAUGAACUUAGAGUUCUUCAACUUUUAAGUAUCAGAUAUUAGAGUGAAGAUUUUCAUUUCUUUCA